Messenger RNA from Arachis stenosperma, 2980 nucleotides. RefSeq names its product filament-like plant protein 3. Lineage: Eukaryota; Viridiplantae; Streptophyta; Magnoliopsida; Fabales; Fabaceae. Bases 580 to 2754 code for a protein of 724 amino acids. The transcript is spliced from 5 exons. The record is from RefSeq and is a predicted model, not a curated record.
UGUGGAGACCACCAGUUUCUGAGAAUCAUCAUCCACUUUUUGCUGUGUGUCACUCACAACAAACCUUGAUCUUCAUGGUCCUACUACUCUUAAUUCUCUCUCCACAAUCACACACAAUGAUCAACCUUAACCUUCUUACUUUCUAGAUAGAUAACACUACUUCUCUCUCAAAUUCUCAUCCCAUGAUGUUUAAUUUCCUCUUACUGUUUCAGAUCUCUCACACAUGUAGAUUCUCAAUUUUGCAUAGAUAAGCCCUUCUCUCUCUUUCUCUCUCCUCCAUGGCGUGAAUUUGGGGUGUGUUUGGUAGUGUAAAUAGCAAGAUUUGUUUGUUAGUUAUAGAGUCUUUUGAGGGUUAAGGAAUAGUCUCUUUCUAUUUCACAAGUACUUUUCAAAAGGGUAUUGCAAAGUUUCCAUCUUUUUUUUUAAAUUCCUUCUGAAUUGACCAUUGAUCCAUAUAGAGAUAAACUCCUUUUAAAAAUGGAGGUAGAUGGGAAUUUGAACUGGAACGUGUAUUCUAAGCAAAGACUCAUAACAAACUUGUAUCUUCUUUUCAAGUUACUUCUCCUUAAACAAUUGUAGAUGGACAGAAGGAGUUGGCUAUGGCGAAAGAAAAGUCCCGGCGAAACAGAGAGCUCUGGAUCACAAUCGCCUCAUUCGGAACGAUUCUCUGAUGAUCAGGUAUAUGGCACACAAAUGAAUCAAUCAGCAGAAGUCAUGUCUAAGGUUGAGCCAAAUGAAGAAGAAAUAUCUGAUGUGAAGAUUCUAACAGAAAGAUUAUCUUCUGCUCUCUUAGAGAUUAGUACAAAAGAAGAAUUGGUACAGCAACAUGCCAAAGUUGCUGAAGAAGCUGUCUCAGGGUGGGAGAAAGCAGAAAAUCAAUUGUCAAGUUUGAAGAAACAACUUGAUGAUGCAAAGCAGAAUAACUCGGUUCUUGAAGACCGAGUUAGUCACCUUGAUGGAGCACUCAAGGAGUGUAUGAGGCAGCUUAGACAAGCUAGAGAAGAUCAAGAGAAGAAGAAGAUCAAUGAAGUUGCUCCGUACGGAGGGGAAUCCGAGAAGUCUGAGAUUGAGACUCAACUUCAGCAGAGGCUUGAGGAUGUGGAGGAAGAAAAUUCAACUCUUAAAGCCGAGCUUCAUUCUCGGCUCGAAGAACUAGAACUCAGAUUAACUGAGAGGGAUUUGAGUACACAAGCUGCUGAAGCAGCAAGCAAACAACAUUUGGAGAGUAUAAAGAAGGUUGCUAAGCUUGAAGCUGAGUGCCGAAGACUUAAGGCCAUAGCUCGAAAAAACUUAUCUGCCAAUGAUCAAAGGUCUAUGACUGCUUCUUCAAUCUAUGUAGAGUCUUUAACAGAUAGCACUUCAGAUAGUGGAGAGAGACUAAUGGCAGUUGAAACUGAUAUGCGCAAAUUAGGCGCUUGGGAAACAAACGAACAUGAGCCGAGCCAUUCUGAUUCGUGGGCUAUAAUUGCAGAAGUUGAGCAGUUAAAAAACUCUGCUGGAAAGAAUCUUAUGGUACCUUCAACUGAGAUCAAUUUGAUGGAUGAUUUCCUUGAAAUGGAAAGGCUAGCUGCAAUGCCAGAUACAGAAAGUGGAAGUGGUUUUAUUGUUGUAGGACAUUCGUCGAACCGGCCCAAUGUUGAGCAUAGUUCAAUGAAAUUUGGAGUGGAAGCAUUGGUUCAAAAGAAUGCUGAAUUGGAAAAGAAGCUAGAGAUAGUGGAAUCACAUAAGCUUGAGUUAGAGACAAGUUUAAUUGAGUGCCAGAAGCAGCUCGUGGUGUCAGAGAAUCGAAUAAAGGAAGCAGAGUUUAAGGUAGAAGAGCUUGAAACUCAGUUAGACCUUGUGAAAAAAUCACAUGAAGAAGCAUGUGAAGAACUAAAAGCAAGCCAAGAGAAGAAUGAGAUGGCUGAGUCAAAACUGAAGGUUGCUGAAACUGAGGUGCAAGAAUUGAUUUCAAAAAUAAAUUCAUUGGAUGAAGAGAUUGAAAAGGAGAGAGCUUUAUCUGCUGAGAAUUUGGCCAAGCAUGAAAAAUUGGUGGAAGAGAUUGAAAAAGAGAGAGCUUUGUCUGCUGAGAAUUUGUCCAAGUAUGAGAAACUGGAGGAUGAGAUUGAAAAAGAAAGAGCUUUGUCUGCUGAGAAUUUGGCCAAGUAUGAGAAAUUGGAGGAAGAGAUUGUAAAAGAGAGAGCUUUGUCUGCUGAGAAUUUGUCCAAGUAUGAGAAACUAGAGGAAGAGAUUGAAAAGGAGAGAGCAAUGUCUGAAAAAGAGAGAGCUUUGUCUAUGGAGAAUUUGGCUAAGUGUGAGAAGUUGGAGAAAGAGAUAUUGAUUAUGAAGUAUGAAGGUGGACUCAAUCGAGACGCCGAGAUACCGCACGGCGAAGGUUUUAGCAGUGAGAUACAGUUAAGACAGGAGAAGGAGCUUGCAUUGGCAGCUAGUAGAUUUUCUGAGUGCAGGAAAACAAUUGAAUCACUUGGACAACAAUUAAAGUCCCUUGCAACAUUAGAAGAUUUUCUUGUUGAUUCAGAUAAGCCUAUGGACUUGGCUUGUGAAGCUGUCACACCAAAUAAUGGUGUUGAGAAGUUGAAAUUACAUAAUAAUAAUAACAACAACAAAAUCAGUGAUUUGAGUUUGCCCAAAAGAGAUUCUGAACAAUCAGUUUCAGUAAUUAGUAGUCAAUCUGUUCAUAAUGUGAAAAAUCUCAGUAGUUUUGGUAGGUUCCACCCAAGAAGUAAGAGUGUCAGCAAAAGAGGAACUCAUUAACUAAGAAUGGUGGAGAAAAAAGAAAAACAUAAGGUUGAGUUGUAAUUUGUAAAUGAUGUUUAAUAAUUAUUCAAUAUGUAUGUAUAAACAAUAUAUGUAUACACAAUAUAUAUACACCAAAUUUAUAUAUUUUUACAUAUAAGAAAAAAGCAUUUCUUGUAUAGUAGAAGUGUAAUUAUUCAAAUUAUAUAUUAUACAUGAAUUCCAUAUUUGAGCUUUUUUUUUU